AAAGAGAUGAUGUGUCAAUAAAAGCAGCUGAUGUUGUUUUUCAUUGUGCAUUCAGGGAAGUACACUGCUGUGAAAGUGAGCUCAAGUGCAGCAAAGAUUAGCCCACAAGCCACAGCUUGCCUGGAAUCAAUAAAGUGCAAAGAUAAACAGCUGAUAUGCCUCACUGAUCAGGAUAAAGACACCCAUGAAGGUGCACGAAGGCAAAAGCAUAUACAAGUUUUAAUUUGAGCAAAAACACAGACAUCAAUGAAAUCAGCUGACUGCGAGCAUGACUCAUAACCGCUUAAGUAUUUGCACCAUUAGUAUCUAAAGAGUCGCUAGAGGGUGCACAUUGCACAAACUGCAUUAUGAAUAAGAUGCUUUAUUCUCUGAUAAUGGGCGGUAUGAGCCAGAAUCGGUUGGAAGUGUCUGUUAGCUAAGCUAGCUGGCAGUCGCUUAGAAGAAUGGAGGGGAAGGUUUAACGAAGUUAUCACUGCAUAGGAAAGGGAAAAUAAGGUAUAAUGGACUCCAAUAGUGAGGAUGGGAACUAUCAGAAUGGGCCUGCCUUCCAUCACGAUACAGCCCAGUACAGAGUUACAUAUCCUCAUGGGAGAAACACAAAAGAAGUGGGUCAUGAUAAAAAUGAGGAGUUCAACAAAAAGAGGUAUCCAGUGAGCCGCUCUGGUAACAAUCCAGGUAGACUGAAAAGGGUAGUGUCAUGUAAGAGGAAGACUCAUCAUCUGACGGUGGCUCGGAGGAAGCAGCUCGGGUCUGGGAGGAAUUACGAUGCUGCAAACAAGGAGAAUGAGAUGAACUGCUUGCAGGAUGCACAACAGGAAAUAUUUGACAUGGACCCACAGGAGUUCCCACUAAAUUUCAAUAAUAACCACAACACUGGUAGAACUGGUUCUGAACAAACAGACUAUUCUACACUCAGUGAGCUCACAAGAGAUCACAGCGCAAUGACUGAUGUGCUCUUUGGAAGAAAUCUGAGGCUGAAAGUAGCUUUAACACUGUGGCAGAGAAAUGUUGGAGAGCUGUUGACAUACUUCCUGAGAAUCCAAGACACUGGUGUGUUUGUUGAUUUUCUCCCCCUGAUAAGCAAAAGCAUUGACAAGGACUCUCCAAGGAUUACCAUUGGCUGUUGUGUUGACCUCCUUCCUCUGGUUAAGAAAGUCCUCACCAAUCCAUACGAAGAGUACCUUAUAGUCGGUUUAAACUGGAUAAAUUCAGUUUUGAAAAACUGGUGGGAGGAACUAAGCGCAAGUGGCUACAGUGGAUCAUCUAAACUGUUGUUAGAUAAGAAUUUCCAGGUCUUUAAUCAGCAGCUAUUGGAGUUAUGGUGUCAGGAACCUUUAUUGAAAUCUGUUCCUGGAGCUGCAGGAGACAUGGCAAAGGUCAUUGAUUCUUAUCUGUCUCAGCUUACCUGACAGCAAUGAAGAGCCAGACAACAGAUCUUUUUCUGGUAACAGCGCCACGGGAUAUACAUAUACAUAUAC
Molecule: messenger RNA, 1478 nt
Organism: Lates calcarifer (barramundi perch)
Lineage: Eukaryota; Metazoa; Chordata; Actinopteri; Centropomidae
Product: KATNB1-like protein 1
Exons: 10
Coding region: 501-1409 (302 amino acids)
Cellular component (GO): nucleolus
Molecular function (GO): microtubule binding
Source: RefSeq, a predicted model, not a curated record